Messenger RNA from Charadrius vociferus (killdeer), 423 nucleotides. Its product is annotated as cytochrome b5 type B. Gene Ontology annotation, molecular function: heme binding. The record is from RefSeq and is a predicted model, not a curated record. NCBI's taxonomy places the organism in Eukaryota, Metazoa, Chordata, Aves, Charadriiformes, Charadriidae. Gene Ontology annotation, cellular component: mitochondrial outer membrane; intracellular membrane-bounded organelle. The transcript is spliced from 6 exons. The coding region runs from base 1 to 423 and encodes 140 amino acids.
AUGGUGACGCUGACAGAUGUCAGAGAGCGAGCACUGGCUGCAUGUGCAGUGCUGCACCAAGCAGAAGACAGUACCUGCCCAAAAGGGCUUGCUCUCUGGGCAGACAUGCGACAGAUUUCUGACUUCUGUUUGGACUUGAUAGUGCAUCCAGGUGGAGAAGAGGUUUUGCUCGAACAAGCUGGUAGAGAUGCCACAGAGAGCUUUGAAGAUGUUGGGCAUUCCACAGAUGCCAGGGACAUGCUCAAGCAGUACUACAUAGGGGAGAUCCACCCGCACGAUCGUAAAAAAGAAGGUUCUAAGGAUCCAAGUAUGACAUCCUCAGGCCAAGCAAGUUUCUGGUCAACGUGGCUAAUCCCCAUCGUCGGAGCACUGGUCAUAGGUUUAAUGUAUCGCUAUUACAUGUUGGAUGGGAGAACCUCUUGA